AUGCGUUUGUGUAUUUGUUACACAGCAGCUCUAGUCACUUGUGUCAAAAACUUCCCGGAAAAGAGAGGCAUUGUUAUCGGUCUGUUGAAAGGUUUGAUUGGUCUCAGCGGAACGAUAAUCACACAGCUUGCAUUGGUCUUCUAUGGAGAUCAAUCCGUAAGGCAUAUCCUUCUUUUAAUUGCGUGGUUCCCAGCUGCAAUAGCAUUGGCAUUCUCCUUCACAAUCAGGCCAAUGGAGUUUCAAGGGCAGCCCAAUGAGCUCAGAGUCUUUUUCCAUAUAUUCUAUGUGUCAUUGUCUCUUGCAGUGUUUCUCAUGAUUGUAACACUGUGUGAAAGAUUCUUCACCUUCCCAAGAAUAGGCUAUGUCGGAAGCGGCAUUGUAAUUUUGUUUCUGUUGGCUCUGCCUCUCUUGAUUGCCAUCCGAGAAGAGAGGUUUAUCUUGAGCCUCAAGCAACAGCCUGAUAACCAUCCUUUUGCGAUAAACACGGGUACUACUACAGAGGGAGCAGUAGUACUACCGGAUGCAGGUCAAUCGCAACAGGAUAUCUUGAUGCAAAAACUUGGACUGGCAAAGGGGUUUGUCUCGGAACUCCUACUUAAACAAAAAGGAACUCCUAGGCCUCUUAUGAAUGUUUUUGCUCUGCCUCUGUCCUGCCUCGGAGUCCUUCUCAUAGCAUUUCCAUCCGAAAAUGGCAUCUACAUGGCCACGGUGAUCAUCGGGUUUUCCUACGGCGCACAGAUGACGCUGCUCUGCACAAUCACUUCCGAAAUCUUUGGCCUCAAGUACUACGCCACAUUGCUGAAUUGCACUCAAUUCGCAACCCCGCUUGGCUGGUUCCUUCUCGAUAACAAGCUGACCCAACCCAUGUACCAUUUAGAGGCAAAGAGAUUGAACAUGGUCGUGGAUGGGAACCUUGUUUGCAAAGGAACGACAUGUUUCAGAGGUUCUUUUAUGAUUGUGGCGGCUGUCUUGGUUUUAGGAGCUCUAGCAUCCUAUGUUUUGGCCAGGCGAACAGCAAAGUUUUACAAAGGUGACGUGUAUAAGAAGUUUAAGGACUGA
Messenger RNA from Prunus persica (peach), 1059 nucleotides. RefSeq lists its product as uncharacterized. NCBI's taxonomy places the organism in Eukaryota, Viridiplantae, Streptophyta, Magnoliopsida, Rosales, Rosaceae. The record is from RefSeq and is a predicted model, not a curated record. The transcript has 2 exons. Gene Ontology annotation, cellular component: membrane. The coding region runs from base 1 to 1059 and encodes 352 amino acids.